Molecule: messenger RNA, 610 nt
Organism: Octopus sinensis (East Asian common octopus)
Lineage: Eukaryota; Metazoa; Mollusca; Cephalopoda; Octopoda; Octopodidae
Product: ADP-ribosylation factor 3-like
Exons: 2
Coding region: 18-332 (104 amino acids)
Biological process (GO): vesicle-mediated transport; intracellular protein transport
Cellular component (GO): cytoplasm
Molecular function (GO): GTPase activity; GTP binding
Source: RefSeq, a predicted model, not a curated record
GUUGGUUGUGGUGUGUAAUGGGGGGCACAUUUUCGAAUGUAAUGCAGAACCUGUUCAACAACAUAUCAAAAUUGUUGGGGAAGAAGGAAGCGCGUAUUCUGAUGGUGGGACUGGACUCAGCAGGGAAGACAACGAUCCUGUACAAACUGCGUCUGGGGGAAGUGGAAGGGUUCAACGUGGAGACGGUGGUGUACAACAACAUAUCCUUCACGAUGUGGGACAUUGGGGGACAGAAGCAGAUCCGUAAACUGUGGCGGCACUACUAUGUGGGUGUGCGAGGUGAGACGUGUGGUUGGCAGGCUAGCCAUCAUAUUCGUCGUGGACGGGAGUGACCACGAGCGGAUUGGGGAAGCCAGUGACGAGUUGGCGGGACUCAUGCAGAGUGACGAGUUGAGAGGGGCCAGUCUCCUCGUCUUUAUCAACAAAUCAGUACUCUCCUUCACUAUCCUAGGAUAUGCCCAACGUCAUGUCCAUCGAGUACGUCGAGAGGAGUCUCGCACUCGACAAAUAUCGCGCCUCACGCACUGUCAUUCUACAAAAGUCCUGCGCCACUUCCGGCGACGGUAUCUUUGAGGGACUCUCCGAGUUGUCCAAAGUGUUGUAACCUUCC